CGAGAUGGCGGCGUUGCUGCUGCUCCGCGCCUUCCGGCUCGGCCCGGGCCCGGGCCCUGGAUGCCCAUGGGCCCCGAGCUGGACCCCGAGCUGGGCCUGCAGCCCGGCCCUGUCCGCCCGAGCCGUGAGGAGGCGGCCAUACGUGACCCUCAGGCCUGCAGGGGGCCGUACCGGGGCUGGAGGCGGCGCCCUACAGAGGUUGCAGUUUCGGCCGCUGAGCCCUACCUUUGAUGGAAUGAGUGGAUGGUUACUGCAACGGCAUCUUCUCCGGGACCCAGUGGGACUCUGGCGUCUCUUAGGUGCUGUUCACUUUUUUAACACCUCACGGAGGAAGCGGAAGAACAAAGAUGAUGACAAAUCUGGGGGGAAGACUCCUGAAGAUGAAGAGGAGAGGAGGCGGAAGGAGCGAGAGGACCAGAUGUACCGGGAACGCCUGCGCACACUGUUUGUCAUCGCUGUCGUCAUGAGCCUGCUGAAUUCGCUCAGCACCAGCGGUGGCAACAUCUCCUGGAGCGACUUUGUCAAUGAGAUGCUAGCCAAGGGCGAGGUGCAGCGCGUGCAGGUGGUCCCUGAGAGUGACGUGGUGGAAGUGUACCUGCACCCGGGAGCUGUGGUGUUCGGGAGACCCCGGCUGGCCUUGAUGUACCGAAUGCAGGUUGCAAACAUUGACAAGUUUGAAGAGAAGCUUCGAGCGGCUGAGGAAGAGCUGAACAUCGAGGGCAAGGACAGGAUCCCGGUCUCAUACAAGCGCACUGGGUUCUUUGGGAAUGCCCUCUAUGCCCUGGGAAUGACCGCAGUGGGCCUGGCCAUCCUGUGGUACGUGUUCCGCCUGGCUGGGAUGACAGGAAGGGAAGGCGGAUUCAGUGCUUUUAAUCAGCUGAAGAUGGCUCGGUUCACGAUUGUGGACGGGAAGGCUGGAAAAGGCGUCAGCUUCAAAGACGUGGCAGGAAUGCAUGAAGCCAAGCAAGAGGUCCGCGAGUUUGUGGAUUAUCUGAAGAGCCCAGAGCGUUUCCUGCAGCUCGGUGCCAAGGUUCCAAAGGGUGCCCUGCUUCUCGGCCCCCCAGGCUGUGGGAAGACACUUUUGGCCAAGGCGGUGGCCACCGAGGCCCAGGUGCCCUUCUUGGCGAUGGCUGGCCCGGAGUUCGUGGAGGUCAUUGGAGGCCUUGGCGCUGCCCGCGUACGGAGCCUGUUCAAGGAAGCGCGUGCCCGAGCACCCUGCAUUGUGUACAUCGAUGAGAUUGAUGCCGUGGGCAAGAAGCGCUCCACUUCCGCCUCGGGCCUCUCCAGCACUGAGGAGGAGCACACGCUCAACCAGCUGCUGGUGGAGAUGGAUGGCAUGGGCACCACAGACCAUGUCAUCGUCCUGGCAUCCACAAAUCGAGCUGACAUUCUGGACAAUGCUCUGAUGAGGCCAGGCCGGCUGGACCGACACGUCUUCAUUGAUCUACCCACGCUGCAGGAGAGGCGAGAGAUUUUUGAGCAGCACCUGAAGGGUCUGAAGCUGACACAGCCGAGCAGCUUCUAUUCGCAGCGUCUGGCAGAGCUGACUCCGGGAUUCAGCGGUGCUGACAUCGCCAACAUCUGCAACGAGGCCGCCCUGCACGCUGCGAGGGAGGGACACACAUCUGUCCACACCUCCAACUUUGAGUACGCUGUGGAGCGCGUCAUUGCUGGGACUGCCAAGAAGAGCAAGAUCCUGUCCAAGGAAGAGCAGAAGGUGGUUGCAUUUCACGAGUCAGGCCACGCACUGGUGGGGUGGCUGCUGGAGCACACCGAGGCCGUGAUGAAGGUCUCCAUUGCGCCACGGACAAAUGCUGCGUUGGGCUUUGCUCAGAUGCUGCCCAGAGAACAGCACCUGUUUACCAGGGAGCAGCUAUUCGAGCGCAUGUGCAUGGCCCUGGGCGGCCGAGUGUCUGAGGCCAUCUCCUUCAACAAGGUGACGUCCGGGGCACAGGAUGACCUUAGGAAGGUCACAGGCAUUGCAUACUCCAUGGUGAAGCAGUUCGGCAUGGCGCCUGCCGUUGGGCCCAUCUCCUUCCCCGAAGCACAGGAGGGCCUCGUGGGCAUUGGACGGCGACCCUUCAGCCAGGGUCUGCAGGAGAUGAUGGAUCACGAAGCAAAGCUGCUGGUAGCCAAGGCCUACAGACACACUGAGAAGGUGCUACUGGACAACCUGGACAAGCUUCAGGCGCUGGCAAAUGCUCUUCUGGAAAAGGAAGUGAUAAACUAUGAGGACAUUGAGGCCCUCAUUGGCCCGCCACCCCAUGGGCCCAAGAAGAUGAUCGCCCCACAGCGGUGGAUUGACGCCCAGCGGGAGAAGCAAGCCUCUGGGGAGGAGGGGGGCUCCCAGCCUCCAGGGCCGGCACAGGAACCGUCCUGGCCCAGGUAGUGGGGACGGCGUGUGGUGACGCAGGAGAUGAACUUGGCUUCUCUCCAACAAGGCGUGCAGCUUCUCCUGCAGGCCCCUUUUCCCUGAGGCUCUGCAGUCUCGAGUUCUCUGUGUGUGUACCUCACUUUUGAAUGUUUGCUGCUGGAGUGCAGACCAGUUCUCAGUUCUCAGGAUGCAUGGCUGUGGGGAUGGGGUUGCCCAGCAGGCAGGCUGGAGAGGGCCUGGCCCAGCUGCUGUGUCUCCCUCAGAAUGCCAACAGGCUGCACAAUGACAGACUCCUCCGAGCUGGCGCUGUCACUAUUCCCACAUGGGAAUAGGGUCACAGAGCUGGGCCAGGCACCCAGCACUGUCACCUGGUGAACAGCUGCACACGAGGACCCUUUCACAGCCCCUUCCUGCCACUAAGGGGACACAGUGCUCUCUUCAGCCUGUGAAUUGCUGAUCAAUUCCUUGGAUGGGCCUCCACUCCUGUGCUGCGUCCUUGGCUCUUAGCUCUGGGUCUGCACCUCACCCCUCCAGUGGGUGACACCAAGAGCAAAGCCCCUGUGGAGCAGACACCUUAGACCAUAUUUGAAUAAAGCAACCAGGAUGCC
Messenger RNA from Ochotona curzoniae (black-lipped pika), 2982 nucleotides. RefSeq names its product SPG7 matrix AAA peptidase subunit, paraplegin (gene SPG7). The coding region runs from base 5 to 2389 and encodes 794 amino acids. Gene Ontology annotation, biological process: protein-containing complex assembly; mitochondrial protein processing. The transcript has 17 exons. Gene Ontology annotation, cellular component: membrane; m-AAA complex. Gene Ontology annotation, molecular function: zinc ion binding; ATP hydrolysis activity; metalloendopeptidase activity. The record is from RefSeq and is a predicted model, not a curated record. Lineage: Eukaryota; Metazoa; Chordata; Mammalia; Lagomorpha; Ochotonidae.